AUGUCUUUAGAUCACCAAGAUCUGGUACAUUGGAUGGAGAUGCACGAAUUACCGGUUGAUAAGGUUGUUAAUGAAGUUCAAAGGAGCUCUCGCUAUAAUAUUGGCCCUACUACCACGAAUCCGGUUUACUUUCAAAUUGUAGAAAGCAGCUGUCAUAAGGGAAUGUUAGAGUAUAUGAAAUGGGGAUUCUUGAAAGGAUAUUCCACUUUCAAUGCUAAGUGGGAAACUCUGAGCACUAGCCAACUUUGGAAAUCUAGUAUUAACCAAUUGCGAUGUGUUGUCCCAAUUCAGGGUUACUAUGAAUGGAAGGACAAGAUUCCCUAUUAUGUAUCCCACAAAACAGAAAAUAAUCGAUGCUACGCUAUAGUGACGAAAGAUGCCGACUCUAAGGAACUAGCCAAUUUACACAAGCGAAUGCCUUUAAUGUUGGAGAAGGAAGAUAUUAGUUCAUGGUUAGAUCCGAAGAUACCUUUUACUCAUCUAGAAAUUAAGCCGUUCGAUUCUAACCAUUUGAAUAUUUACAGGGUUUCAACCAGAGUUGGAAAUGUCAAGAAUGAGGGCAGUGAUCUGAUAAAUAAAGUGAGAGAUAUUACUUAUUUUACUAAAAAAAUUGCGAUGUCAGCCAACGGAUCACAGUCAUCAAGUUUCAAACGGUCGGCUCCUGAGAGUAUAACUGAAGAGGAACCGGAUAAGAAGAUGAAAAAAUAG
Messenger RNA from Komagataella phaffii GS115, 708 nucleotides. RefSeq lists its product as uncharacterized. Gene Ontology annotation, molecular function: single-stranded DNA binding. The record is from RefSeq and is a predicted model, not a curated record. Bases 1 to 708 code for a protein of 235 amino acids. Gene Ontology annotation, biological process: DNA damage response. The transcript has 2 exons. Lineage: Eukaryota; Fungi; Ascomycota; Pichiomycetes; Pichiales; Pichiaceae.